Messenger RNA from Pangasianodon hypophthalmus (striped catfish), 6128 nucleotides. RefSeq names its product piggyBac transposable element-derived protein 4-like. NCBI's taxonomy places the organism in Eukaryota, Metazoa, Chordata, Actinopteri, Siluriformes, Pangasiidae. Bases 2903 to 4393 code for a protein of 496 amino acids. The transcript has 2 exons. The record is from RefSeq and is a predicted model, not a curated record.
UGAAUGUGAAAAUCCCAGGAGAUCAGCAGUUUAUGAAAUACUUAAACCAGCUCAUAUGGCACCAUCGACCAUGCCAAGUCACAGAGUUCACACUUUUUCCCCAUUGGGAUGUUUGAUGUGAACAUUAACUGAAGCUCUUGACCUGUAUCUGCAUGACUUUAUGCAUCAUGCUGCUGCCACAUGAUUGGCUGACUGGACAACUGCAUAAAUGGGAAAGUGCACAGGUCUUCCUAAAGUAGUUCUUAAAGUGGACAAUGAGUGUAUAUACACACAUACAUAUAGUCUUUGGGCCCUAAAUUUUGAUUUUCUUUGUGAUUACUAUGAAAAUUGGAAUCUGGAUAUCUUGUAAUGCUUGUAUCAAAAAGUGCAAAGGCAUUUAAAAAAGGGAAUGCUUUGAAAUUACAGCAAGUUCUGAGAAAAGACAUGUAGGCAGAAAGUAGAAAAUAUGUUCUGCUGUACAUUAGUGAAAAUUAAUUAACACAUCAACACAUCCUGCCCUGUUUUUAACACUACAUUGCUACUUGCUCCACUAUUACCUCUGAAACACUGAGUUAAUUGCAGAAUUAUUAUACAGCAAAAGCCGUCUACAGAUGAUCAGAAGAAAAACUGCUUUGCACUGGUGCAGCCAUUAUUUCUCUGUGGAGACAGCGGUGGCAUUUUGCCUACAGGUAAAGCUGCUCAGUGCACACAGCUUGGAUUUGACGCCUAAUUCUUCACUCAAAUUUCACUCAAUUACCACUUUGACCACAUUUAAGAUAACCAUUUCGGCUCAACCAAUAUAAUGGCGCGGUGCUGAGCGGACAUGCAUUGGAGUCCCACAGCAAACACUUACUAAAAUUCUAUCCAUUAACCCAAUAAUCUUUGAUAAAGCGAUUUCAAUUCAGACUCUGGUGCAUUACGACACAAGUCGAUCCUCCUAAAUGGAUUAAAACAACACAAAGGAUAAUAAAACUGAACUGAUUACUACAGGCAAUUCAUGGAGUACAGGGGGACCUCAAAGCUCUCACAACACAGGACACAGAAGCUGAGGAUCGCAUAAGCAAACAAGAAGAUAAGGCCUCAGAGCUGCAAAUUCAAAAUGCAAAAAUGAAAACUAUUAUCGAAUUUCUCUCUUUAAAAGUUGAUGAUCUGGAAAACUGUAGUUAUUAGUCGAACCUACGUUUAGUGGGUCUUCCAGAAAAAAGAGAGGGGAAGGAUAUGUGUGUCUUUUUAGAGAAUUGGAUCCCUGAGAUACUCGGCCCAGAAAACUUACCUGGUCCCCUUAUAAUUGAGAGGGGACAGUGAAUCAGUAGAACCACUGAAGACCGAUAUGACUCCCUGCCAAGAGCCGUGAUAAUUAAGUUUCUAAACUAAGCUACACACCAUGAGAGCAGCAAGACCAAAGGGCACAGUGAUGUUGGACAACAGAAAGCUUAUGCUCUUUUCUGUUGUCUCAGCUGAACUUCACAAGAAACAGAAACGGUUCAAUGCGGUGAAGAACAAUCUUCGGGGAUCUCAACAUCAUUGAACUAUGUUACAGCAUUUUACAUCCAGCUACUCUGUGUGUGAAAUAUAACAGAAAGCGCCAUACAUUCGACAACCCUUAAGAUGGUGAGGUUUCUGCAGGAUCUGAAGGACAGUACUCAGUAGGAUUUAAAGGAAGGUAUUUCUUAUUUGGAAUCCACUAAUUUGACUGUUGCGGGAUUUGGUUCCGGUGACCAGACAAGCUGUUCCUCACCAUGAACAGCUCGCGGGCAAGGUUCCAUAAUCAGGCUUUCUCAAGAAGCCUUUGGGGAGUGUUUAACCCUCUGGGGUCGACCAACGCGCCGGCGCGUUUUGUGGCAUCUUCUCCUGAUAACGCCGAAAAGAACUUAAAUUACUCUGUCAGUUUUGAUCGUACAGAUAAGAGCAAUACAUCUUUCGAAUCUGUAAAGGAUCUACUUUUAUUUGUAUACACUCAUAAUAACAACAAAAUGCUGUGCUUUUGUAGAAUAAAGAAAACAGACAGGGUGCGUUCUCUGUCUUCUCCGUCUCUGUCACCUCUCUUCACAGACACGUAAAUAAAACACCCUGAAUCUCAGCGAAUACUUGCCUCAAAGACAUGAGAAAUAUAUGUAUAGAAAGCUUGAGUUGUCUACUUUUAAAUUAAACAAUUCAAGUCGAAAACAAAUAAUCUCUUUUUAUAUAAUCCGUAUGAAAGUAAGGAGUGGUACAGUUUCUCCUGUCUCACCUCAAUAUCGCUAAUGUGAUCCCGCCUCGCACUGAGCGCGCUGUUCAUACGUAAACGAUCUGAGGUGAGCCAGGUAAUUAUGUACACGCCCCCGAGAAAUGGCAUAAAACGGCAAGCUUCAUCACAGAAUUUACUCACUUUUUUCUGCGCGUUUGGAUGAUGGCACGCUACACGGGUGAAGAAGCACUCCGGCUGGUUCUGGACAGCGACGAAGAGAUUACUUUCUCCUCAGAGGAAGAGCGCGACUCGGAUGACGAGCGUUUGCAUUUUGAAGAGCGAGUGGACCCAGCGGAGGAUAUCAUUCCUGACGGGACUGUGAAUACACCACUCUCGCCUUCACCUGCAUCUCGCACAGGAAGUGGAUGCAGGUAUUGUUCAGUUUUCAACUCCAUUCAGAAUCUUAUACAGCAAGUGUGCAUUCACUAUUUAACAGAUGUUACAGAUGUUAAUUUGUGAUUUAUUUACUGUAUGGUAAAAUGUUUGCUAUGUGGUAAUUGUGUUCUUUUUUUCUAUAAAUUAGUACUAGUAUCAGUGAACAUCACAAUAAUGUUAAUAAUGUAGUUUAUUUGUUUACUUAAUGCUUACUUUUUUUAUUUCAGACGUGAGAAAAACAGUGAAAAAGAACCUGUGGCAAAGAGAGCCAAAGCAGAUAAGCAGCCCACUCUGUCAUGGAACACAGAGACUGAUGUUGACAUGGCUCCACAGGCUCUGAGAUUCCUGCCCACACUGCAACCUGGACCACAGAUAGACCCAAGACCCUGUGAGGCACACACUCCCAUGAGUCUCUUCAAAAUGUUUUUUUCUUCAACUGCUGUGUCAACUCUGUGUCGAAACACCAAUGCUCAGGCUGCCAGGGCACGUGCAAAGGGCCAUAAAUAUAAAUGGACAGACGUCAGCAUCAGUGAGCUGUACUGUUACAUUGGGCUACUCUUCUACAUGGCCAUGGUGAAGUUGAGGUCCAUCAGAGACUACUGGCGGCAGGAUAGUGUUUUCUCUGUUCCUUUUCCUGCCACAAUCAUGUCAAGGGACAGAUACCGCACCAUUUCAUGGAAUCUGCACAUGAGUCACCCAGAUGCAGACAAGGACAAUGACCGAAAGAGAGGCACAGCUGAACACGACCGUCUUUUCAGGAUCAGACCCCUCAUGGACACUAUCCGGCAUGCAUGUAAGGCCAUCUAUCAUCCGAGACAAAAUUUGGCAGUGGAUGAAAGAAUGGUGGCAUGCAAAGCAAACACAGGAAUGACUAAGUACAUGAAAGCCAAACCAACCAGGUGGGGCUUCAAGUUGUUUGUUCUUGCGGACUCAUCAAAUGGAUAUACUGUAGAUUUUGCUGUGUACACAGGAAAGAACAACUUUCCCACAGGCCAUGGACUGUCAUAUGAUGCUGUGACAUCUCUGUUGGACCGUAGAGUUUUGGGCUCUGGGUACCAUGUAUACAUGGAUAAUUUUUACACUAGUCCCAAGCUUCUAACAGACUUGUUUGCUUUGAGGUUUGGUGCAUGUGGGACUUACAGAGACAACAGGAAGGAUUGCCCUCGGAAUGCAGCUAACUCACUCACCAAAAAAUCUAUGAGGGGCUCCAUCAGGUGGAUUCGAGAUGGACAUCUUGUGUUUGUGAAAUGGAUGGACACACGAGAGGUGUCUGUCUGUUCCACCAUCCAUGCUGCUCAUACAGGAGACACUGUGCAGAGGAGGGUGAAAACACAAAAUGGAUGGAGGACAAAGAGUUUUCCAUGUCCUGCACCUGUGACUGCAUACAACCAGCACAUGGGGGGUGUUGACCUGUCUGAUCAGCUGUUACAGUACUACACCACACAGCACAAAACAAUGAAGUGGUACAGAAAGCUAUUUCUACACUUCUUGGACAUUGCUGCCACCAAUGCCUUUAUUGUACACAAAGAGCUUUACGGCACCAUGAGCCACAAGGAGUUUAUGGAAGAACUAAUUGCAGAGCUCUGUGGCGUGUCACAGAAAAUAACACCAAAGCGGACCAGUGUUGACCAUGUGCCAGUUCCAGGAGCUGAGCAGGCCUCAGAUGCCACUGCUGGUCGCCAGAUCUGUGUGCUUUGCAAAGCAAAGCAUGGUAAGAGGCAGGACACUCCUUGGAAAUGCCAGGCAUGUGAUGUUCACUUGUGUGUUCAGCUGAAAAGGAACUGUUUCCUAGAGUGGCACAAAGAUGUAUAGCUGUAUAGAUGUAUAGCUGUUCAAUUCUGUGGGCUUCAAAGAGUGGGCUUUUACUAUAUUCUAAAUAAACUACAAACAAAAAAUAUAUAAAUUUCUUUUGUCCUCACAUUCUUUUUCAUAGCACUUCCCUCUCAGCCACAUUCCUGACUCAACGGCUCAUUAUGCAGGUCAUUAUGCGGGUCUUUGUCUUCUUAGGUGUCAAUCACAUUAUUAUUCGUGAUCAUUCACGCCCUCUUGCAUAUGCCCUUUCGAAACAAAAAGUGUCUUAGAAAAUUUAAAUAAGUAUAUUGUUUACUGUGAAUGAGUGAACAAGAUGAUUAUCACAUCAUUUUGAUGCAAAAAAUCUAGGCUACAAGAUCCAGUUCUCGAAAGUCUUGUGAACCAAUGUUCUGUAUGUGUUUUAUGGCCUUAUUUCAGUGACUUAAAAAUUUUAGUUUUUCACUAACCACGCAUAAAUGCUGUUUUCUCAAAAACACAAUCAUGUAUAAACAUGCUGCUCACAUAUUAUUGUAGCCCAGUUUGUGCUGAUUACAGCAUUAUCAGACUUUAGCCAUUAAUAUAUUUAAAAGCAACUGAAAAAAGCACAAAUGUAAGGGCAUGUCAAAAUUUGUCCAGGGCCCCAAAACACCCUCAGACACCAGAGGGUUAAUAGUGGAGGGGGUGAUGGUAUUUUGUUUGGGGAAAUACCGUUUUGUUGGCCUAAUGUUCUGUUUGGCUGUUAUUAUUCAUUCGCUAUGUUUCCCUUUUUUUCCCAUACCUCUUCUAGUACCAGUACACUUUACGUGACUGGUAAUAUAUCGUAAUAUGGUUUCUCUCCCUGAUAUCCAAUCCAAUCCUGAAGUCUUCCUUCAGGAAAUACAUCUAGUUCCGGGGGAUGAGGUUAUGGUGAAGAAGAGCUGGCCGAGACAAGUGUUUUCGGCCCCCUUUAACUCACAUUCUACCCUUAUACAUAAAUCUAUACCUUAACAAAUAAUUAACACAGUUAGCGACUGAUUGGGGAGGUAUAUAAUUAUUCAAGGUGAACUACCUUCUGUCAGACUAAACCUGGUGAACAUUUAUGGACCCAAUGCGGAUAAUUCUGCUUUUUAUAGAAGUUUAUUUUUAACAUUGGCAGGAUUACAAGGAUAUUUGGUUACAGGAGGGGAUUUUAAUUGCACUCUAAAUCCAGGAACAAACAGAUCAAUGGGACUGGACACCUCUCACCUACGAACUAGAAUAGAGUUAAAACAGUGUAGGCAAGAUUUUAAUUUAAUAGAUAUAUGGAGAAACAGACACCCGGAUCUUCUGACUUAUUCAUGUUACUCUAAUACUUAUAAAACUUUCUCUUGUAUAGAUUACUUUCUGAUAUCUACCGAUUUAAUCCCCAAAGUUAAGAAAUGAUGGUAUAAUAGCAUAUUAAUAUCGGAUCAUGCUGCAGUUUCAUUUACAUUAAACCUUCCUAAUUUUUAUUGUGGACCCCCGAGGUGGCGCUUAUGUGUAACUUGGCUGAGAAAUCCAAAGUUUUUGGAGAUUAUUGAUACAGAUAGAUUUUUAUUUUGAGAUAAACACAAAUCAAACCUCCGCCUCAAUUAGACGGGAAGCAUUUAGGUAUUUUUAAGCGGACGAAUGAUAAGUUACACAAAUUAUAAAUUGUGGAAGCGGGGGCGUGGUCGAGCGCUGGUUUGUGAAUGGAGAGCAGAGCCAGAGAAGGUGAGUGGUAAGGAAUGCACACCUGCAGGGAAUUCUACUAACAAGU